Rana temporaria (common frog) is the source of this 1754-nucleotide messenger RNA. It is a transcript of the gene WDR77, whose product is annotated as WD repeat domain 77. Lineage: Eukaryota; Metazoa; Chordata; Amphibia; Anura; Ranidae. The transcript has 10 exons. Gene Ontology annotation, molecular function: protein binding. The record is from RefSeq and is a predicted model, not a curated record. The coding region runs from base 72 to 1067 and encodes 331 amino acids. Gene Ontology annotation, biological process: oocyte axis specification. Gene Ontology annotation, cellular component: methylosome.
ACGGGAGGAGAGGCGGGGCGAUCAGUGGCUGACGGCCGGGAGGAAGCCGGGUUGUGACACGUGCGGGAGAAAUGAGUUGUGAGAGCCCGUGGGGGAGUCCAAUGAGGGCCCCGGCCUGCAUGGAGGAACACCUGGGAGCAGUGAGGUACCGGGCAGAUGGAGCACUGCUGAUGGCAGCUUCGAGCCUAAACAGUCGCACUUGGGGAGGUUCCAUUUGGGUUUUUAAGGAUCCCCUGGGAGCCCCUAAUGAAAGCCUUUGUACAGCUGGAGUUCAGACAGAGUCUGGUGUAGUAGAUGUGGCCUGGGUCCUGGAGAAAGCCAUCCUCGUAGCUUCAGAUUGUGGUGCAGUGGAGCUAUGGGAGUUGCUGGAUAAUGAAUCUCUGCUUGUUAAUAAAUUCACCAAAUAUGAACAUGAUGAUAUCGUCACAUCUCUGAAUGUCUUCACUGGUGGUUCCCAGGCUGUUAGUGGGAGCAAAGAUUUCAGUGUAAAGGUUUGGGAUCUAACUCAGAAAAUUCCCUUGAAUUCCUAUAAAGCACAUUCCGGCUUUGUCAACUGUGUGUCUACCUGCCCUGGAAAAGAAACAAUAUUUCUUUCCUGCAGUGAGGAUGGCAGAGUAUUGCUAUGGGACACCAGAAACGCUAAACCUGCAAAGCGUAUUGAUUUUUGCGCCUCACACAGCAUUCCCACUUCUGUUACGUGGCACCCUGUCCAAGAUGAUACAUUUGCUUGUGGUGAUGAGAAUGGAAAUGUUUACAUCGUAAAUUUGAAGAAUUCAGAUUCAGCCCAGGCAGUGGCCAUACAUUCCAGACCAAUUACAGGACUGGCCUAUUCCAAACACAGCUCUCCAUUGCUGGCUUCAAUCAGUGAAGAUUGCUCAGUUGUGGUCCUCGAUUCUGAAUCUUCAGUAAUCUUUAAAGAUGAAUCUCACCGAGAUUUUGUAACCGGUGUGGCAUGGUCACCAGUCAAUCUUGGUAGUUUGACAACAGUGGGUUGGGACCACAAAGUUCUUCAUCACAGCAUCCAAAAGGAGAAGAAUCCAGAGCCCAAGGCUGAGGAACAAGCCUAAUGGUUAUACAUUCAGAGUGUACAGCUGUUACUGAUGAAUUUAAAUCUUAGUACUGUAUACUUUCAAUAUUUAGAUUACAGAUCUAGGUCUGGUCUACAAGUGUGCGCAGGUUUGUUUCACUUUUUGCCAUAUUGGCAGAGAAUGGAUCAAGAAAAUGUAUAGCGCACCACCCAUGUUUUUGUUUAUUGGUUAUCCUGCGCAUUAAAGGAGUUUAACAGUAUUUUCAUAGUCUGUUCCCUGCGCCUUACUUUUCUGUUUAGUAAUGUUCCAUAUUCACCCACAUUUUGUAUGUUGCAGCAGAACACUGUUCAUGUUGGUGGACUAAAAUCUAUCUUCCUCACAUUUCUUAACAAAGAAUUAAGAUGAAAAACACCGGUUUCACCAACAGGUGUCACUGCAGUCAGAGUUAUGGAAGUGAGAUUUCUGAAACCAUUGGGUUAUGGUCAUCUAAGCAGCUAGCAGAUGUUUCAAAAUCCUGUAACUAUACCUUAACAAUGAUCGUUUUCUGUUUAACUGCACUUACAUGUAUUGUUUUGGAAUUUAGACAGUGGUUAUUUAUCGUAUUUUCUUUUUUUCUUUAUAUUGUCAUUUGUAAGCAUUUAAUUUUGUGUUUACUGUAGUAACGUUUUGGAAAGUAAAAUAAUAAAGGUCAGUACCACCUACUAGCUCAGAACACAUUUUCCUUGA